AUGGAUGAUUAUUUGAGCGGCGAGGAGGACGAUUACUACUACUCUUCCGAUCAAGAGUCUCUCGACGGGCUCGAUAACGAAGAAUCCAAUUUGCAGCUUGUUUCUUCCAGAAUAAAUACUGCCAAGGUGAUUACGAAGGAAUCGCUUUUGGCGGCACAGAGGGAGGAUUUGCGAAGAGUGAUGGAAUUGUUAUCGCUAAAGGAGCACCAUGCUCGGACUCUACUUAUACAUUACCGAUGGGACGUUGAGAAGCUGUUUGCUGUUCUUGUUGAGAAAGGGAGAGAUAGCUUGUUUUCCGGUGCUGGUCUUACAGUUCUUGAACAUCACCGUCGUCGUGACUCUUCUUCUGUUUCUCAUUCUUCGAUGAUGAGUUGUGAUAUCUGUAUAGAGGAGGUACCUGGUUAUCAGAUGACAAGAAUGGACUGUGGCCAUUGCUUUUGCAAUAACUGUUGGGCAGGGCAUUUCACUGUAAAGAUAAAUGAAGGUCAGAGCAAAAGUAUUAGGUGCAUGGCUCAUAAGUGCAACGCUAUAUGCGACGAAGAUGUUGUGAGGACUCUAGUUAGUAAAAGCCAACCAGAUUUAGCUGAGAAGUUUGAUCGUUUUCUCAUCGAGUCGUACAUCGAAGAUAACAAAAUGGUGAAGUGGUGUCCAAGCGCUCCGCAUUGUGGGAACGCAAUACGUGUUGAGGAUGACGAGCUGUGUGAGGUUGAGUGCUCCUGUGGGUUUCAGUUCUGUUUCAGUUGUUCGUAUCAAGCUCACUCCCCUUGCUCUUGUUUGAUGUUGGAGCUCUGGAGGAAGAAGUGCCACGAUGAGUCCGAGACUGUUAAUUGGAUAACUGUUCACACAAAGGCGUGUCCCAAAUGUUACAAACCCGUCGAAAAGAAUGGUGGAUGCAAUCUCGUGACUUGUAUCUGUGGACAAUCUUUCUGUUGGUUGUGUGGUGAAGCUACUGGAAAAGAUCACAAUUGGUCUAGCAUCUCGGGUCAUAGUUGCGGUCGGUACCAAGAAGACAAGAAGAAACAGAUGGAGAGAGCGAAGAGAGAUCUUUACCGGUAUAUGCACUACCAUAACCGUUACAAAGCACAUAUGGAUUCCUCAAAGCUAGAGGAUAAACUUAGAGAUACUAUCCUCGAGAAGGUGACGAUUUCGGAGAAGAGGCAGUUACAGCUGAAAGACUUCAGCUGGGUUACAAACGGACUCCACCGGUUGUUUAGAUCAAGACGAGUCCUCUCAUAUUCAUACCCUUUCGCGUUUUACAUGUUCGGAGACGAGCUGUUCAAAGACGAGAUGAGCUCUGAGGAGAGAGAGAUAAAGCAAAACCUUUUCGAGGAUCAGCAGCAGCAGCUUGAAGCUAAUGUUGAGAAACUCUCAAAGUUCUUGGAAGAGCCCUUUGAGCAGUUUGAUGAUGAUAAAGUCAUGCAGAUAAGGAUUCAAGUCAUCAAUCUCUCAGUUGCGGUCGAUACACUCUGCAAGAAAAUGUUUGAAUGCAUUGAAAAUGACUUGCUGGGUUCUCUGCAGCUCGGCAUUCACAACAUUUCUCCAUACAGAUCGAAAGGGAUAGAGCGAGCUUCCGACUUUUACACCUCCCGGAGUUCCAAGGAAGCUGUUGGUGAGAUAUGUCAACCUUCGAAUUGCGGUACAAGCGGACGGAACUCUGAAGAAACAAGUUGCUCUUCCAGGAAACGUCCCCGAAAAGACGGUAGUCACAGAAAUAGCCAAACGACGUUACUUGAUUUAAACUUGCCAGCUGCAGCCAUGGAGCGGAAAUGA
Microthlaspi erraticum is the source of this 1770-nucleotide messenger RNA. NCBI's taxonomy places the organism in Eukaryota, Viridiplantae, Streptophyta, Magnoliopsida, Brassicales, Brassicaceae. The record is from the annotation of a GenBank genome assembly.